AUGACUACUGGCGACGUGCUACCAUGGAUUGCAGAGACUUACGGACAAACGGAAGUGGGUCCAGAAUUUUACGUCUCGUUUGGAAGUAGCAAUAAUUCAGAUGCGACGCAGAAUGAAAUCAAUAUUCAAGACGUUUUUGACCUUGCACACUUCCCUGUCCAAUUUGACUACAUUCACAUAAAAGGGACGAUUGGCAGUCUGAGUCGUGACGCGCUCAACCUACUCCACCUCUUACAAAAUGAUGGCAGGAUUUGGCAGUACAUUUGCUUUUGGGCAUACGACGAAGAUCAACCAAGUUCCCCAGCGUUUUUGGCCAUUGUCACUGCCGCGAUGAAAAAGGCCAAGUGCCUAGAAAUCGAAUGCAAAUUGUCAGAUACAACAGCCUACGCUUGUCUGGCUACAGGUCUCUUGGCCCAUGAUGGGAUUCAGGAACUUGUGUUGCAUCAAGCUGACAAUUUGGAAGUGGAUGAUGCAAAAGUACUUGCUGAGGCGAUGGUGUGCACGACUUGCCUGAAGCGAUUGCAGCUUGCGGGUGGAAAUUUACGAGACGAGCGUGUGUGCUCCAUUUUGGUAGAAGGAUUAAAAAGAAAUCGAUCCCUUGAGUCGCUGGAAAUCAAUGUUGAAGAUUUUGAAAACGAUGGUAUUGGCCUCUCGGAGCUGUUGCGCGCCUUACAAAACCAUUGCAACCUUCGUUCAUUGGCUCUAUCUGGUCGAAUUGUAUCAGCGCAAGUGAUGGAGGCAUUGCGAGAAUGGUUAGGCCGGGACGACUGCAAAUUGCAAGACCUUGUGAUUGGUGGCGUUCUGGACAUGUCAGCAUGUAUAGGCGGCGGAGAAAUGGAGAGCAGAACCUUGCAACGACUUACAUUGUAUAAAGUCGGUCUUUCAAGCGAGCACUUGAGCGCAAUGUGUAAUGCAUUGCCGAAUUUGAGCUUCUUGUCGCUCGGAUCCAACAGGAUAUGUGAUCUGACCCCAUUGGAAUCUAUCUUGAGCAGGGAGGACUGUACCAUUCGCGAGUUGGAUUUAGGAUGGAAUGAUAUCAGCCACGAAUCAAUCAUGAAGUUUGCUGCCAAGAUACCGCUGAUGAAGAGUCUUAGGCGUUUGUGCUUGAGUGACAAUCCGUUUCUUAAGGAAAUAAUUCUGCUUGAUGGGAAAGAGCGAAGCGCAUCACUUCGGCCGCUCUUGAAGAGAAUGAAAGACAGCAAAAGCCUAGAACAACUCACAAUGACAUGCCAGACAUCGGUGGAUACUAUUGAAUUGUGUCACACCAUGAAUGUCAAUCGAGGGGGGCGAUACGGAAUUGAAGUGGAGUCGGUAAAUCACAGCAUAUCACUUGCCAUGUGGCCAAAAAUCCUUUACCGGGCCUCAUCCAUACAAUACUUUGUCUGCCUUGACUCGACGUACAGCGAAGAACAACAACCGACUGACAAAAGUCCAAGGGCUUCAGUAGUAUUCUCCCUACUUCGGGAUCACGCCUACAUCUUUGAGCACUGA
Messenger RNA from Cylindrotheca closterium, 1491 nucleotides. NCBI's taxonomy places the organism in Eukaryota, Bacillariophyta, Bacillariophyceae, Bacillariales, Bacillariaceae. The record is from the annotation of a GenBank genome assembly.